GAUUGCUAUUUGAGAGAGCAAGUGCGGGCAGGCUGGGCCGAGUGGCCGUCCUCUGUGCUCUAAGAUUGCCAAUCGCAUGGUAUAGAUGACAGGAUCAUGGUUUAAAGUCUCCGCCGUGUCGGUUACUAGGGGCGGGUCCGCGUUUUAAGUUCCCCCGUGCUCCGCCCCCCCGUCCCAGGUAUAUAGUUCCGGGUGCUGAGGGCCCCGGUAUUCCGACAGUAUGGUUACCAGUUCGGAGGCUCUGAUCCUUGGCUCUCGGGUUCUGCUCUGCGCUGUGGUGGUGUUCGGGCUCCUGAGAGCGGCGGAGGCGGGAAGAAAACUGAAAUUCGUCAACCUGAUUUAUCGCCAUGGAGACCGAUCACCUGUCUCAACUUACCCAAAGGAUCCGCAUACAGAGAAGGACUGGCCCCAAGGUUUUGGGCAGCUUACCCAGGUUGGGAUGAGGCAACACUACAAACUGGGCCAAUAUCUACAACGUCGUUACAAAGACUUCCUCAACUCCUCGUACCACCGGGAAGAGAUUUAUGUUCGGAGUACAGAUGUUGACCGGACUCUAAUGAGCGCUCUGUCGGAUCUCGCUGGUCUGUACCCUCCACAUGGACAUCAGAUCUUUAAACCUGACCUUAACUGGCAACCAAUUCCUGUGCAUACAGUACCUGCGGAAGAUGAAAAGUUGCUGAUGUACCCAUUGAAAAACUGCCCUCGCUAUGAAGAGUUGUUGAAUGCGACAAUGAAUUGCCCACAAUACAAGGCAAUAAUGCGGGAGAACCAUGACUUUCUGAAGAUGUUAUCUAUAAAUGUGGGGGUUCCCUUUCAGCAAGUUUCGCUGCUUACUGUGUGGUGGAUUUACGACAUCCUGUACUGUGAGCGAGCUCACAACUUCACCCUUCCAGCCUGGGUGACUCCUGACAGAAUGGAGCAUAUGAGGCAACUGAAGGAAUUUGCCCUCAAGUCUGACUAUGAAAUGUACAAGUGGAAGGAGAAAUCACGGCUCCAAGGGGGUGUGCUCCUCAAGCAAAUCCUCCAAAACAUUACUCGAGCAACAUGUGACAGCAAUUCCAAUCCCCGUCUCAAAUUGAUCAUGUAUUCGGCGCAUGACACAACAAUCGCAGCCCUUCAAAUGGCUCUCGGUGUUUACAGCCUUGCUCCAACAUAUGCUGCCUGUCAAAUAUUUGAGCUUUACCAAGAGAAAGAUGGGUCCUUCACUGUGGAGAUGUACUACAGAAAUGAGAGCAAUUCUGAGGCAUACCUUCUCACUUUGCCAUCUUGUACCAAAAGCUGCCCAUUAAAAAAAUUCAUCCAAAUUACUGCAGACGUGAUCCCAAAGAACUGGGAAAAGGAAUGCCGAGUUCAUCACAGCAGCAUCCAAAUAGAGCUGAUUCUGGGAUUGGCCAUUGGCUCCUGCUUUCUGCUAGUGAUCCUUUUUGUGUGUUUGAAGCUCUGGCGUCGAGACAUGGACCAACCUCUGGGCUACCAGAAACUCACCACCCACAAUGAAGAGACUGAGAAAAUGCUCUCGGCCUGAGUAGGGCAAGAAAGAUAAUGAGACUAGGAGCGGUCUAAAGCCUGUGGGGAGGCGAGGCUGCUAGCUUUAAAUGGGCUUUUAUUUGUUUGAUAAGCAGGCAUUUUAAUUCUGCUCUUUUGAUCAUCAUGGGGUUGAAAAAAUAGUUUUUGCUUCAGAAAACUAGCAUUGAUUAGAAAAUAGGAGUUUAAACUGUGGGAGGAAAGAGGAGAAAUGGCAAUUGUUUUGUUUUAAAGUGCUGUAGUGAAGUGAGUUUUUUUUAAAUAGCUUGUGGUGUGCGGGGUGGGUUAGUUCAAUUGUCUUUACUGUGACACAGGCCUUUUAAAACAUCUCAAUGGACACAAGUUGGUCAGCACCUGUCCCAAGUUACUACUAACCAUAAUGCAGAGACAGCAGAUCUUGUGGUGACCUGUGGAUGUGGAUAUAUCCCUGAUACUGAUACACUCAUGUAUCCAGGGUUACAGGCAAGCUGCUUCCUCCAGUUAGCCACUGGUUACAUGAAAGUCAUUGCUAUAAGAAAGACUUGCAUUUAUAUAGUGCCUUUCACAGUCCCAGGUCACUCAAAGCUCAUUGAAAUGUAGUCACUUUUGUAGUGUAAGAAACAUUGCAGCCAAUUUAUGCACAGCAAGGUCCCACAAGCAGCAAUGAGUUUAAAAAACCAGAUCCUUUAUUUAGUGAUGGUUGUAGGAUAAAUAUUGGCUGGAAUACUAGAGAGAACUGCCCUGCUCUUCUUCCAAAUACUGCCAUGGGAUCCAUUACAUCCCCACCCCUCUCCAACCAGGAGGAUCUGUGAAUCAGUGAGCGGGGGGUGCGGGUGGUGGUCUGUGAAUUGUGGGGGUGCUCUGAAUUGGGAGGAGGGGCUCUGUGAAUCGUGGGGGUGCUCUGAAUUGGGGGAGGCCUUGUGAAUUGGCAGGUCGACGGGGCAGUGAGUUGAUGGGUCAAUGGAUUAGUGCGUUUGUAACGUGUGAUUUGGAAUGUGUGCUUGCUGGUCUCAGUAAGUCAGGUAACUGUUUUAUUAGGGGCAGCAAUGCAGUAAUGCACAAUGUAUUCAUCUUCUACCAGUGUGAGACUGUGAAACCCACUCCCUUUAUUAAGGCAAUUUAACUGCUAUAUUGUAUUUGGGGCUUAUUAGAAAUCAGCAGGAAAUAAUUAGCUUUUUUUGAAAUGCUGUUUUUUCUUGAAGUUGUGACAGAAAUGUGAACUCCUUUUAGGUUUGUGAACCUCCACUGGCAUUGCUCACAUGGCCUGUUUAAGCAAACAGAAUGUGGGCAUCAUUUGAGUAAGGUGACAUUGUCAACACUGCAGGAGAUAGUUAUGACCAGUUCUUUUGCAGUAUUAUCCACUGAAUUCAUUGUUAGAUUAUAUCUCACAGGUGGAGGUGUUCACAACCUUUGUUUAAUUUGUCGUCUCUUGGCCAUCUCUACACAAGAUAACCAUUCAAGGUGGGCUAGGAUACUGGAGCCGGCUUGACACGUGUUUUGUUCUCAUGAUGUGGGAGUUGUAGGUUUUCAAGGAAGUAUGUGGAGAGACCAUCUUUACAGACUUGCGAUGGUGAAGAUCUCUACCCUCCUCCUAUUUCUAAUGUCAAUCCUUACCACUCCAACCCCUUGUCUCUCUCAGCAGUUUCUAUUUGUAAACACCAAUGCUUUCAUAUGGUGGUUGAGUUAGUGGAUAAGUAAUCCAGAUGUUUGGGAAUCGAAAUCACACUAUGGAAAUGUGAGAAUUUGGAAGUAAAAAGUUGGGAUUGGUAAAAGUGAUGAUGAAAUUGUCUUGUCUUAAAAAGCCAAAAAAUUUAUAAAUGCCCUUUAGGGAAGGGAAUCUGGGAAUCUGGUGUCCUGGCCCAUUAUGGCCCAUCCAUCUGGUGUCCUGGCCCAGUAUGGCCCACCCAUGACUCCAGACCAACCGCAGUGUGGUUGACUCAAUUGCCCUUAGUUCAAAGAGAAGGCAAGCCCACCACCUUCUCAGUGAUGGGCAGUGAAUGACAACCUUACCAGUAGGAGUAUGAAUACUGUUACAAUCACUGUAGAAACAAUUUCCUAACAAGAUUUCACUUUAAAACUAAAAUAAGCAUGAUUCAAAUAUUAACCAAGGAAAAUGGUGUAUCGAUUUAAAAAAAAAACAGUAAAGUUCUUUAACUUGACGUCAUACUUUGGACACACAGGCAGUGCCAGCUUCUCCCAGCUCCCGGGCUGAGCUCAGUCACUCCUCACCAUGCCGAGUCUAAUCUUCCAAUGUCCACACCAACUGCUCCACUCCCACUGAGUCAUCCAGAUACGCUUAUCAUCAACAAGGCACACCUUGAUCAAUCCCUCUCCAUCAGGUCAUAACUCUUCUGACAAUCCAGAGAUUCCUGUAUCCAACCCCUUUAAACAGUUUUUCCCACUUCUGCUCCCAACCAUUUUCUACAGAACAGAGAAGACCUGUUCCUGGGAGAACUCCAAUUCUCUUCUGUUGUGCCUCAGCUGCGGCCUUUUGUUCUGUGAGCUUUUGUUGGAGCUGCUAGAAACUACAACACAACACCUCAGUGGGGAAACUAAUGAUCCUCCUUUCUCAACUUCCAUCCCCGUGGCAACCCAAAGUCACGUGAGCACUUCUCUGAACUGAGAUGUUUACCAGGAAUUUGCCUCCCACCCUUUCAGAAUUACCUUUCACUUUGAAAGUUAAAGGGACAUUUCAAACAUAAUUGUCAGCAUUCAUGACAGUACAUAACUUUGAGAGAGGCUGUGCCUAGAAACACUUCUUUUUAAAGGUCCUUAUGAAAGGGAGAUUUUUAAAAAAAUUUUUUGUGGGAUGCGGGUGUUGCUGUCAAGUCCAGCAUUUGUUGCCCAUCCCUAAUUGCCUUUGAGCUAAGUGGCUUACCAGGCUCUUGCCAUUUAAGAGUCAACCACAUUGUUCUGGGUCCAGACCCAGCAGAUUUCCUUCCCUAAAGGACAUUAGUGAAUCAGAUGGGUUUUUACAACAAUCAAUGAUAAUUUCAUGGUCACCAUUGCUGGGACUAGCUUUAUAUUCAGGAAUUUAUUAACUGAAUUUAAAUUUCACCACUGCUGUGGUGAGAUUUGAACCGGUGUCCCCAGACCAUGAGCUGGGGCCUUUGGAUUAUGAGUCCAAUGACAUUAAUAUUACGCCAUCAUCUGAAAACAUAAAACAGUAAGACAAACUGCACCCUCCCCUGCCAGUAAUUUCAUCCUCUGUUUUUCUAUAAACCCUGUUGAUCCAUAUUUUACAGUUGUUGAAAAUCUAAAACAAAACUGAACAUGCUAGAAAAACUCAGCAGGUCUGACAGCAUUUGUGGAGAGAGAAACAGAGUUAACGUUUCAGGUUGAAUAUGAUUCUCCUUUCAAGACUGGGGUGAAUAGAUUUUAUCGAUAGCGUUACCUAGGGAAAUAGAGCAAAAGUGGACAAAUAGAACAGAGAUACAAAUUAUCUGUAAAUAUAGGCAAAAUACUGCAGAUGCUGGAAAUCUGGAACAAAAACAAAAAAUGCUGGAAAAACGCAGGCCUGGCAGCAUCCGUGGAGAGAGAGAGAGAGACAAGGUUGACAUUUCAAGUCCAUAUGACUCUUCUGUGAUGCGAAUGAGGGGCGGAAUGACACUGGAGGGCUGAACAACCUCCUUCUAGUUCAGUGAUCUCUGUUGAAUUAAGAAAGUACUUGAGUGUUACAAUUUCAUCAAUUUUCAUGUGUUGAAUGCAAUAAAGUUUAAUUUUUUUCUCCCCA
Messenger RNA from Carcharodon carcharias (great white shark), 5236 nucleotides. RefSeq names its product prostatic acid phosphatase-like. The record is from RefSeq and is a predicted model, not a curated record. Gene Ontology annotation, biological process: dephosphorylation; lysosome organization. The coding region runs from base 221 to 1525 and encodes 434 amino acids. Gene Ontology annotation, molecular function: acid phosphatase activity. Gene Ontology annotation, cellular component: lysosome. NCBI's taxonomy places the organism in Eukaryota, Metazoa, Chordata, Chondrichthyes, Lamniformes, Lamnidae. The transcript is spliced from 11 exons.